AUGGAGCCAUUGACUUUGAAGCCGAGGCAGCCAGUAGAGGACACUAUGGAGUGCUGGGAUGAUGAUGACGAUCUCCAAGGCAUCGAUGAACUUCAAUUCCGCAAUGCAUCUAGCACCACAAUUGGCUCCGCCCAGGCUUCUCACUUUCGGGACAGCACUUCAUCGCGUAUGUCGACACGCUCAGAUAGAGAAUCAAUAGGUGGAGGAGACGAGGAUUGGCAGGUCCUGCUUCCGACCGAUGAUGAGAAGUCAACUACAGAGGCUAUCAAUGCCGCAAAGACUGCUGGUAUUCCAAUACCCACCAAUGUCCCUUCCUCUGCGCUUCUUGGCGGUACAAUCAAGAGACUAGGAGGUCGGCGGUUGAAAAGGGUCUUGGGGGGAGAUGAUUGGGGUGAAGACAUUGAGUUGCCCAAAGCUCAAGAAGGCGGCCUCCAACUGAAGAAGAACGACGCGAAGGAUUUCCCAGAUGCACUGAGGCAAUUCAGUGCAGAGUUCCCAUCGUCACCGAGUCCGUUGAAGCCUCAAUCCAGCAUGACAUUCAAAGAACGAACCGCUUUUGCUAUUAAGACCAAGACUGGGAACUCUUCCCUGGAUAACUUCCGUGACGACGACGACGAUGAUGACUUCUUUGGAGAUGUGCCCACAAUCAAAAUUGCCAAAAAUAGAUUACCACAGAAGCCGGUCAACUUCAUACCUCCUUCAACGAAAUUCAAUGAUGAGGUUGAAAACAUCGAAGAUGAUUUGGAGCUACCUAUGGACGGGCAGCCUCUCAGGCUGUCAGCCAGAAAAGAAGCGCCCAAGACUCCAGUAUCCCAGCUUAAUGACGAUUUGGACAUGGAAUGGGCUGAAGGUAGCUUAGGCACGAGGUUUGGUGGCACGAGGAGAGAUGUAAGAUCGAAUCCAAGCUCAUCGAUCUCCGCUUUCAGUCCUAGUGCCUCAAGCUGUUUGACGGGCGAGAGCGAAGACGAAGGCUUGGAGGGCCUAAUUCUCCCGGACGGACCGUUCAAAUUCGAUGAGGCACUCAAGAAGCGUCUUGAUAAUAUAUCGCCCGAUCCUGCAGAUCUCAUCUCCCAGAAGCAGCCAGUUGAGCCGGUCAAAAAAGCUGUUUCAGCGAAGGAUGAUUUCUUCUCUGGCAUUGAGAUUGGCGACGGGGAUGUUUUCGAUUCUGGGAAGCUUACUCUCAAUCGAAACGUCAAGCACAAGACAGUACGACAGACCAGUCCAGCAAGACGAGCUGCAAUGACUCUCACAUUCACCAAUAAGCUCGAGCCUGGCGUAAGCAAGAUUCCAAAGCCUCUGCCCCAAAGUAGGUCUCGCUCCACACUGGAGCCUGUUUCCGAGAGUGGAGGCCCCAUACCACAUUAUCGCCGGCCAGGAUCACGCAUGGGAGGCCAUUCUGCACAUUCGUCAAUCUCAGCCAUUCCAACUCCUGCUACCCCAUCUUCCUCCCAGACCGCAGCACCAUCUACUCCGGUCCGCCGUGGACUGAACACUAAAUCGUCACGCGACGCGCUGAGGUCUGAGGCUACGACACAUCCUGCGCAGUUCCUGAAGUCCAAGCGAUCAGCGCCCGUGAUGAGGAAUCAGCCUUCGCCAGCUCGCACCCAAACAUCGUAUCAGAGGCCUCCAUCUCGUGGAGGAGAUUACAGCGGCCGUCAAGGUCUGCCGUCCAGACCUAAGACACCCGUCGAUCGGUCAGGCGCUGAGUCGAGUCUCGCCAAUUCAAGGAGGCCACCUGUCCCAUUCUUGCCCGCUGGAACGUCUCAAGCACAAUCUCACCAUAUAAGCAUAAAGUCUUCGAGGCACUUCAAUCGCCCUACCUCUUCAGACUCAAACGAUAACGGCCCAGUUAAUCGACCGAUAUCUCGGCUUUCCAAUGCACAUCACCGUCCUAUCACUCCAACCGGUCGCCGAGACCAUGCCCCAGAGUCAUUGAUUCGAGAAGCUGCGUCCAAGCGGAUAGUUACUAAACCAACUCGGCGCCGAGCCUUUGGCGAUGGAAACGAGCUUGAUGCCUUUGACGACCUUCCUACUUCGGCUUCAACAGAGUCCAAAUUCAUGAAACAACCGAUCUCACGCGGUGCGCCAAAGUCCGUUCAAAUGCGAAGCAAAAUUGGCCUCCAGUCACACAACGCUUCCACUACAUCACUCAAUGAGCUACCACCUCCUGCCGCACCGUCGACGCCUCUUAGCCCUCUAAGGCAUGGCCAUGUUCCUAGCUUCGCCCGCGACACCAAUGCGUCUCGUCUUGCUCGAGAACAGCGCAUCGGGUCAGUCGGUGCUACUCUGCAUACGACGCCAUCUCUCCCUACUGUCCGCGAGAACGGGCCUCUCACCUCAAUAAGCACAAACUGGAAAGCGCAUACGAAUACUGUCACCAACGCCAAGGCUCUUACGUCUCCGAGUGUCCAUCAUUUGAAGAAGCGUACGAAAGGUCUGCCCCAAAAGCCUCGUCUUAUCAAGCCAAUGGGAGAGGGUGUAAACACCGCAAAGACGCUGAAGGGCAUGUCUUGGAACCCUAUUCUCUUCCGCUGGGAGGGCAACGAGAACGCUCUCGCGCCUUUUGAAGUGCCAAUUCCACAGCCGACCGCGCUAGCUAGUCCUAAAUCGCCGGGAGGUAGCAAAGCGGCACCGGCACUUAUUGCCAACGUAGGUGCCACCAAAGGCGUACAGAUGAGCGGCGGCAUGGUCUUUGACCCGCAGCGCAUGUGCUGGCUCAAGAUGGCGCCUCAGCAUGGCGAGCUGAGGCAUGGGAGUAGCUCUAAUCCCAUGUCUCCUGACACCCUUGAUGACGACGAUGACCCUUUCGCUGGCUUGGACGAUCUCGAUGACGGUAUCAAGGCGAAGAGCACGACUGGACAAGGCAACGAUGAUAGCCUCGGUGGCACAGCUGCCGCCAAAGGGAGUUCAUUGGUAGAGGAUGAGUGGCUUGUAGGUGAGGAAUUUGAUGUCGGACCUGAAUUCGUGAGAAGGCAGAAAGCGGAGGAAGAGAGAUGGAAGAGCAAAGUAGAUGGAUGGGUUGGGGAGGGAGUUGUGAGAGAUGAAGGGAUGGGGAGAGGAGGUUGGAGAUGGGCUAUUCGCGGAAAAGUAGAAACACUGUGA
Letharia columbiana is the source of this 3102-nucleotide messenger RNA. RefSeq lists its product as uncharacterized. The transcript has a single exon. Gene Ontology annotation, biological process: mitotic spindle orientation checkpoint signaling; regulation of Ras protein signal transduction. Lineage: Eukaryota; Fungi; Ascomycota; Lecanoromycetes; Lecanorales; Parmeliaceae. Bases 1 to 3102 code for a protein of 1033 amino acids. Gene Ontology annotation, cellular component: SIN/MEN two-component GAP complex; mitotic spindle pole body. The record is from RefSeq and is a predicted model, not a curated record. Gene Ontology annotation, molecular function: GTPase activator activity.